CCCAAAUAACAAUUACUUCUCUUGUUAUCGAAGAACGACAACAAAAUAAAAAAUUAGCUUUAGUUAUUAACUAAAAGUAGCAAGGAAGCAAAAUGGCUGAAACCAAAGUCAAUCCUUUCGACAUGGACAGCUCCAGCUUCGAUUCCGAAAAGUAUCUGGAAAGACUGUUAAAGGAUUGUUCCUUAAGGCAAAUUAUGGAUACAGAGGCUGCUGUGGUCAAGGACACCCAAACUUUACAUUCGGAUAUGCAAACUUUGGUCUACGAGAACUACAAUAAAUUUAUCUCCGCCACGGACACAAUUCGCCGAAUGAAAGACGACUUCAAGCAGAUGGAAACGGAUGUAAACCUGCUGAUGACUAAGAUGCAGUCUAUUACCACCUUUAGUGAGCAGAUCACUGGAACGCUGCAGGGCACCAGAUCACAACUAUGCCGACUAUCCGAGAAACAUUCGCUUCUCAAACGGCUGCAGUUCCUCUCCACACUCCCAGCCAAACUGAAAUCCCUGAUAGAGGAGCAAAAUUACGCACAAGCUGUACAGGAUUACCUACACGCCCAGAAGGUUUUCGCACAAUAUGGUAGACAGCCCUCAUUCGAUGGUAUCCAACAAGAUUGCGAUGACAUAAUGGCGGAUCUAAAGGAACAAUUGCGAAAGGACUUUCAAAGAGCGGGAAAUACGGCUCAAUCGUUGACAGAAAUCGGUGAACUACUCCUACAGCUGGAUGAGAAAACCUCAGAUCUGGCUAGCGAGAUGCUGACUUGCGCCGGAAAGAGACUCCACGAGCAAAUUGUUAUGCUUCAGGAUCAGACAGAGCGCGAUAUGCUGGAGUUCGUUGACAUGGGUAUCGAUGGUUUACUCAACGAUCUGGCGUUGGUUGUGACCUCCUAUUUUGACAUGUUCGUGGCCAAGCACUACGAGCAAGAGCGUGACGAUUUCCAGGAGAAUGCUCUGCAGGAGCUAAAUAUCUUCCUCAAUCAGAACAUCAACAAGUAUCUCACUCUCGUCCAGGAUCGAGUUGAAUCCGAUAUUGGGUAUGGAGACACCCAAGUAAUGCUGCGUGCUCUGGAUCGCCUUCAUCGGCGACUUCAAGCCAUGCGGAACAUAUGCCGCGGCUUAGAGGUUCAACGCAACACAGUCUCCAUCAUUAUAUCUGCUGCCCACCAACUUUGCGAUGCACACGCCAAGAACCUUAAGGAUCACUUUGCUGAUAGCUUGAGUGCAGUUCGAUUGUCUCUGGUUUCCGCUAAGAGCGAUGCAGCUGGUCUUAAUCUUAGUGAUCUCAUCAGCAAUCUGUAUGUAGCUAUGGUGGAGAAGAUAAAGGGCGUACUUCAGGAUCUACUUAUAUUUCUGCGUACUGACUGGUCGUUCAACAUCAAAGCAGAGCACAAAGGUGCGUUGUGCGUUGAGGGUAUUCGAGAGAACCUCCUGAUCGGUUUCCUGCGUCACAUCGCCAAGGUGAUGUGCAGUUUUGGAGAUGCUUCGAGCUCUAGUCCACCAAAUCUGCUGCUAGUACUGUCUAAAACAUGUCUAGAACUGGAGCAGCAGGGCGUCCAUAUACUGAUUGCUUUGGUGGAUGAUCUGUACGAAAUAGAUUCUGAAAAUAGUGCUACACUUACCCACGAAACUGAGAUAUGUGCGGAAAUGCGAGAAACAGCACAGGCUCUUCUGGACUCCUAUGUCCGGCUACAGGGCACAAAUAUUUCGCAAAUGCUGCGUAAGAGCGUCGAGACCAGAGAUUGGCUAAACUGUCUAGAACCGCGAUCCGUACGAGCGGUGAUGAAACGUGUGGUAGAGGAGCUGGGUACCAUCGAGACGGUGGUUGCCAGUCUCUACGAGGCAACCACGAAUACAACAUCAGGAUUCCGUACCACAGCUAGCAGUGAUUCUAGCAGGAAAACGUACUUCAGUAAUUUUGCUUCCACCUCCAAGCCACAAUACCGAUCCAAUUGGUCAAACUAUACGCCCUCGCAGUUGGAAUCCAGUUAUGUAUCCAAUAUACAUCGCUUGUUUUCAGAGCGAGUGGAAAUUUUUACUUCGGUAGAGUUUACUAAGGCAUCAAUUGUGAUGGGCAUAAUUAAAAUUGGUCUUAAGACCCUAUUGGAAUGCGUGAGAAUGAGAACUUUCAGUAAAUACGGACUGCAGCAGAUUCAGGUAGACGCCCAUUACCUUCAAAUGAACCUCUGGCGGUUUGUUAGUGAUGAAAACCUGGUUAACUUCCUGCUGGACGAGAUCCUUGGCUCAGCUGUCCAACGCUGCCUGGAGUCCGUUUUAAUGGAGCCCAAUGCUGUGGAAAUUAUUUGUGAACGGGGUUAGUAUCUGGUUUCCAAAAGCUGAAAGCAUCAUUCCACUUAAAAUCUCCGUAUAUUUUGUUAAACGCUGCUAGCCUAAGGAUCUUAAGAUAAACAUUUAUAUUUUUAAUGUAUACAUAAUAAAAUAAUGUUUUGGCUAAGUUGAA
Drosophila eugracilis is the source of this 2454-nucleotide messenger RNA. RefSeq names its product vacuolar protein sorting-associated protein 51 homolog (gene Vps51). Gene Ontology annotation, cellular component: GARP complex; membrane; EARP complex. The transcript has 6 exons. The record is from RefSeq and is a predicted model, not a curated record. Lineage: Eukaryota; Metazoa; Arthropoda; Insecta; Diptera; Drosophilidae. Gene Ontology annotation, biological process: retrograde transport, endosome to Golgi; Golgi vesicle transport; endocytic recycling. Bases 93 to 2312 code for a protein of 739 amino acids.